This is a messenger RNA of Arachis ipaensis, 633 nucleotides long. The record is from RefSeq and is a predicted model, not a curated record. NCBI's taxonomy places the organism in Eukaryota, Viridiplantae, Streptophyta, Magnoliopsida, Fabales, Fabaceae.
CAUUACACCAUUGAAGAUAUGGCAGAAGAGUCAAAGGCAUCAAAAUGGGAAGGCAAAUCUAUUGUUGAGCUUCAAAGCACAAGUGCAAAUCAAACAUGGCCUUUACUAGAGGAUUUCUUCAACCUACACAACUUGAUCCCAAUAGACACUUGCUACCAAGUUGAGAGUGUUGAAGGCCACCCUGGCCCCACACGCUAUUGUGCUUCCGCUCCUAAAGAUGAUCAUGUGUUGUGGGUCAAAGAGAGGCUGCUUGCCGUUGACCAAGGUCAACGAUGUUUGUCCUAUGAUGUUGUUGAUGGCAACUUGGGCUUCAAGAACUAUGUGGGCACAAUCAAGGUUGUGCCUUCAUCAUUGGAAGGUUGCAAGAUCGAGUGGAGCUUUGUGUGUGAUCCAAUGGAAUCUUGGAGUUUCAAAGAUCUCAAUUCUUACAUAGAUUCCACUCUUCAGUUCAUGGCCAAGAAGAUUGAGCUUGCAUGCUCCAAGGCAAGCGUCUGAAAUUAACUAGGAUUUGAUUAUUAUGCCAGAAUAAUAUAUUUGAUGCUGUUUGUUGUUUUCGAUCUUGUACCUUUAAAUGACAUUAUACUUUUGAGAGAUGUGAAAGAAAUAAAGGAAAAUUUUAUGGUAGUGCUUAAA